AUGGAUCCCCAGCUUAUUCAGAGGUUGAAUGUUGCUGCUCAAGAUGGAAGUAUCGAGGAGUUGUACGCAGUGAUUGGGGAAGAUCCGGAUGUAUUGGAGGAAAUUGAUAAGAAACAGUUUGUUCAAACUCCUCUUCACAUAGCUGCAUCUGCUGGGCGUGCCCAUUUCGCCAUUGAAAUUAUGAGCUUAAGGCCAUCGUUUGGUCGGAAGCUAAAUCCAAGUGGGCAAAGCCCUCUGCACCUGGCUGUCCCCUUAGGCCUGGCUGGGCCACUCACACAAGCGCAAGAUGAGACUGAGAAACGGCAAACUGAAACUGCUAUACGGCUCAUCAAUAUCGACAAUGAGCUCAUCCGUGUCCAAGGGAAGGAGAGAGUGACUCCAUUGCAUUAUGCAGCUGUAAGAAAUAAAUUCCAUCUCGUGGCUGAAUUUCUGUGCGCUUGUCCACUGUCCAUCGAGGAUUUGACAAUCCGAGCUGAAACUGCUUUACAUGUUGCAGCCAGAAACGACAGUCUUGAAACUGUUAAACUCAUCUCCGGAUGCCAUGGCCAGAGUUGCGGUGAUCGAAUUAUAGAUUGGAUGCUGAAUUCUCCCCUCCCAUGGGUUAGGGGAUUAACCCACAAUGGGGUUGUGAAGUUGUUGAUCAGGCGCAACUCAGUGUAUAUGAAUGAUAAGAAUUUAGAGGGUAAGACGGCGCUUGAUUUAGGCGAUGGACACCAAGAGGUGAAAGCUAUUUUAGUGAGAGCAGGAGCUUCAAGCGGUGCUAGUAAUUCGAGAAGGACCAGUGGUAGUCUUGCAGACUAUAUGAGUCGGGGGAGAGUGGCUCGUAUUCUACCAAGCAAUUUGUCGGGGGAGAUGGGCAAUGUCAUACUAGUGCUGGGAUUAAACAAUCAUUCCGGUAUGGAAACAAAAAUUAUGGUAUGGAACUCAAUGGCAUUUUUCACCUCAAUUGCAGUGAUUAGUUUUACCCUCCCGACAAUUACAGAUAAAAAUCAAUUUUCCCUGGGGACUACUCUUGUCAAUGUCACUAAUCUGCUGCAACUUUGUCUACAUGUAUUGACAAGCACAUACCUUGUUUUGGUGGUUUCACUUGGCGACUCUCUUGCCACUUCGGCGUGUCUUGCUAUGUUAAUGUUUUUUUUGGUCCCUGUCAAUCUUAACUUUGCCGUUCACACUGUGGAAUUGAAGAAAUUCUCAGCCAUACCAGUUAGCAGGGGUAACCCUUCUCGAUUCUUCGAGAUGCGUCGCCAAAUGGUUGGCCUGUAA
This is a messenger RNA of Cornus florida, 1263 nucleotides long. Its product is annotated as ankyrin repeat-containing protein BDA1-like. Bases 1 to 1263 code for a protein of 420 amino acids. The record is from RefSeq and is a predicted model, not a curated record. NCBI's taxonomy places the organism in Eukaryota, Viridiplantae, Streptophyta, Magnoliopsida, Cornales, Cornaceae. The transcript has 3 exons. Gene Ontology annotation, molecular function: protein binding.